Amphibalanus amphitrite is the source of this 2896-nucleotide messenger RNA. RefSeq lists its product as uncharacterized. Lineage: Eukaryota; Metazoa; Arthropoda; Thecostraca; Balanomorpha; Balanidae. The record is from RefSeq and is a predicted model, not a curated record. The coding region runs from base 406 to 1263 and encodes 285 amino acids. The transcript is spliced from 8 exons.
AGACCUUGUGCCGCUCCCUGGUGAACCGUUAUAGCUGGCCGACCACGGGUCCAGGCCUGUCGGUCAGCUAUCGGUGCUACAAUAACACAGGGCCCCGGUGCCACCUAACCGUCACUGCCAGAGCCGCCGGGACCCGGGAGCGGCCGCCGCCUCCGCGGGCGCAGCUCCGUCACCGCGCUGCGACAGUAGUUAGUCCUGCGGCCGCCAGAGGCGCUGCAGGUCUGCGGCGCUCGCGGCCCGGCCGUCCGCGCGAGGAGCAGCGCCUGCCAGUGCCGCCGGCGAAUCGUGUAGCGCGUGACCGCCGCGGGGCAGAGCCGCCGCAGCCCGAGGGCCGACUGUGAGAGGUGUGAGCUGACGGAGCAUGAGCUGUGGCCCUCGCUGAGUGAACCAGCCGCCGCCGCCGCCAUGCCGCCCCAGCCACCCGUCCGGCUCGCCGGCCUGCUGCUGGUGACGUCACUGGUCCCCGCCUGCGUGGCGCUGGUGAUGAAUGACGUCAUCGUUCCGCCGUACGUCGUGCGAGGUCACACGGGCCACCUGCGCUGUGACUACAGCGCCCAGGACGAGCAGAUCUACUCGGUCAAAUGGUACAAAAACUCGCGCGAGUUUUACCGAUACAAGCCGGGCUCGCUGCAGCCAAUCAUCACAUUCCCCGUGGACGGAUUCGUCGUCAAUACGGCGCAGUCCAACGAGCACGACCUCUACCUGAACCAGGUGGACCUGGACGCGGCCGGAUCGUACCGCUGCGAGGUCACCUCCGGUGCGCCCUUCUUCUGGACCGUGCAGAAGGCCAAGGACGUGCAGGUGGUCGACCUGCCGGACGCGGUGCCGUCGAUCCGCGGCCACCUGCCCAGCUACCGUGUGGGCGAGGUGAUGAAGCUCAACUGCUCCUCGUACCGGUCGUACCCGCCGGUCAAGCUGCACUGGUACGUCAACGAGGAGCCCGUAAGUAGGGUGUCGUGGACGUCAGUGGAAAGCUGGACGAACCCGGAGCCGUUCAGCAUGACGACCACCUUCUCCCGAAUGACGCACACCGUGUCACCGGAGGACUUCAACGACGGCGUCAUGAGAGUCCGGUGUACGGCUAGUAUGAACGGCACCGACUACUGGGAGUCACAGGAGAUCUCCGCCAGUCGCAUCGGCAACGUGCUGCCCAAGAGCGAGCGCAGCCAGAUCUCCAACGCCUCGGCGAGAACGCGACCCCGGCUGUCGCUGCUGCAGACGCUACAGAUCAUGUUCGCCGUGCUGGCGAUGUUGCUAGCAUGACGCUAGAGGGGCUGCAGUCAGUCACCCGCGGCGCGCCUGUUCGCUUCACUGUGUCUCGCACUAGGCACCACUUUCAGCGGCAGACAGUCGUGAGGCGAAGGUCACAGGGCGGGCCUUGACCAGAGCCUCUGAGGGUGCUCUAGCCACUGACGACAGAGGUGCAGACCCCGAGGGACGUUUAAGGCACAGAUCCCACCGAUUGUGACCUCGCCGACAAUAAUCGAGGCGCUGGCUGCUGAUGGUCCGAACUGGGAACUCUUAUAGUGGUACCUGACGAAGGUCUGUCAUAGACGGGAGGGCGAAUCACAGCGGAGAACGAUUGUGCGCGCGCUAAGAAGCUGCCCCCGGGUGUCGUAAAGGUCUACUGGUCGUCUGUCGGACUCUUACCGAGCCGUGUGACUGUUUCGUUGUGACUGAAUGAUGGAGAAUUACCACGAGGGUGUUCGAACGGGCGCGUUAGGUGGUCAUCUGUUAUACUUCCCGGCGGAACUGCCACGGCCGUCUACUGUCGCGCUGAGCAACGAGAGACCGACAGCGCCGGGACCGCCAGCGGAAAAUUGGAGCUGCCGCCCGGCCGCCAGCCGCUACCGGUCUGUGGCGACAAAAAGUGGUGGCGCCACGCCACCGCCUUGUGGCACUCCUUCCGAUGUGCGUGUGAGCGUGACGGCGCCGGAAGUGACUGCUUCCGGUGGCGAGAUGAGAGCGCGCCGCCGGCCCCGACCGGCGACGUCGCGUGCCGGGAUGACCGGGCUGAGGGACUGAGCUCCGUGCGGGAGAGCGGAGCGCGUUCGGUGACCGCGAUCAGCGCUCACUGUCAGCUCUCAGUGCCACACCUGCUCGAAUGGUGGUUUGAUGGUAGCUCGACCGCGGACGGUGGGCCUAUCGGCCGGGCCGCGGUACGUGCUCUGUUGUAGCGCUCGAUAAGUGUAUAACAUGUGUGUAGUACUGAGUUGGUGAGAGAGCUGCCGAAACUAAAGGGUAUGGUAGGGAAACUCGGUUUGAGGCUCAGAUGCAUUUAUGAACCUUAAAUGCUUAUGAAUGAUGAUUUUUGUUGUCAGUCAUGCGUUCACAACAAUAUAGUAAAUAAGCCUUUUUCUGGAUCUGAUGAAAAUGUACGUUUGCAAAAUAAUGUCUUCAACAAGGCCUCUCAUUUAUCCAUUUUGUUUCCUAUUUUUGUACACACAAAACAAACUAUGCGGGAGCCAUACUUCAAGGCAUUUGUCGCGUACCGUAUUGCAUAACGAACACAUGCGCGACUAUGCUACUCGUGAGCUGUCGCGCUGAGCAACGAGAGACCGACAGCGCCGAAACAGCCUUUGUCUGUUCCAACAGACACAGCUGAGACGGCGAGAGGGUCACAAUGACGCUCAGCCGAUGACGUAGCGGGCCAGUACAGCGAGUGACGUCACGGGUGCCGCGAAUGACGUCACGGCCGCUGUGUGAUGUGACGUCACGGGUGCGCGAGUGAAGCGUUAGUCGCUGUUAUCCUGUAUGUGUUUGUCGGCUCGGAGCCGCGCCGUCUGUUGUGUGACGAUGUUUUUAUCCAGUGAUGAGGGACGACUGUUGUGCAGUUGGUUGCCAUUCGGGCACUUAAUGAGAACAUAUUGACGUUAUAAUACAUCAUUUCCACAUC